AUGGCGGUAGAUCAGCCUCAGUUUUUAGAGGAAGUACCAACACAAUUGCGUGAAAGCAUCGAGGAUAUAUGUUCAUCUGUGCCAGGUGCUCUAGAUAUCUUUCAACAAUUAUUCGAAUAUGCAAAGGACUAUUCUGACCUGAGAAAAAAGAACAAAACUUCUCCGCAGCCAUCGGAAAUAUCAGAGAAUAAUAUGAUCUUUCAAUUGAAAGAUGUGUCUGUUCUCACUCCUCUACGGAAAAAGCUAAACUUAGUACUUUCUCUUUCACCAGAUACAAAAAAACCGAUGUUAUCAUUGCUGAAGGAUAAUAUCCCUCAGUUUGUUAUUUCCGAAUUGAACAAGAACGUUAAAUUUGCAACUUUCCUUCCGGUUCCAGAGAAGAAAAACUUAUCUUAUUUGUUUAUCUACUAUGCACAGUCCUCAAAUCCAGAUGUUACUGAACCGGUACUCAUAACCCUGAAUAAAGAUGCAAUCAUCAAGCAAUUCAUCAAAUUGAACUUAUUGCCCAAAGAUGCGAGCGAUUUUGCACUGUGUGUGGAUUAUCUACGAAAGCAAGCAAUUUUAAUAGGAUUCCGCAUUGCAGACCCUUUCUCUGUUGCAUCCCAGGCGUCACCAUCCUUCCAUGUAGAGUGUCACAGAGGAACUAAAGAAGGUACCUUAUAUUUUCUUCCAGACCAUAUUUUAUUUGGAUUCAAGAAACCCAUCUUAUUCUUUGAGUCUCAAGACAUUGAAUCCAUAACAUACUCCUCGAUCACAAGACUUACCUUCAACGUUACUUUAAUAACAAAAGAAGCCGAAAAGUACGAAUUUUCGAUGAUCGAUCAAAACGAAUUUACGAAAAUUGACGAAUAUGUAAAAAGAAAACAAGUCAUUGACAAAUCCAUGAGUGAUGAAUUAAAAGCGAAACCGACAAGCAAGAGCCAGCAGCAAAUGGGAGAGCAUACAUCGGCGCUAGAGGAAGCAGCUCUGCAAAUGAAGGACGAGCCAAGAGCAAGUGAUAUUCCGAUGGAAUCUGACGAUGAGGAUGCGGAUCAAAACUUCGAAGGAGAAAGUGACCUAUCUGAUGGCAGUGGGUCCGACUCGGAGGACAAUUUGGAGAGCGAAAGCAGGGCGGUGGAACUAGAAACAGCUAAAGAGGAAGAACAAGAGGAAAUGCACGAAGUGCAAGACGAAAUUCAAGACGAGGAAGAUGACGAAGAAGAAGAGCAGCAGUCUGAGGACAUUCCGCUCGAAUAUGAUUACGAUGAUGGUGACGAUGAUGAAGGCUCUGGUGUAGAAUAUGAUUAA
This is a messenger RNA of Lachancea fermentati, 1287 nucleotides long. The record is from the annotation of a GenBank genome assembly. Lineage: Eukaryota; Fungi; Ascomycota; Saccharomycetes; Saccharomycetales; Saccharomycetaceae.